GCAGGUGAGUCCAGACAGAGCUCCUCAGAGAUCCAGACCUCAGAGCUUCUCAGAGAUCCAGACCUCAGAGCUUCUAAUGCUUCACUCCAGCACAACUCCCACAAUGAAGCUGCUUCCAGCCGUGGUCCUGCUCCUGGCGCCAAUGCUGACCAGCUGCUACCCCCCCGUCCUGCCCAAGGACUGCAGCGACAUUUAUAAAUUUCAGAGCAACCGAACCAAAGUGUACACCAUCUACCCCAUCAGCUCCACAUCUCCUGUCCAGGUGUACUGCGACAUGGACUCUGUCGGAGGACGGUGGACGGUGUUCCAGACCAGGAUGGACGGCUCAGUGAACUUCUACCGGGGCUGGGACCAGUACAAGACUGGCUUUGGGAACGCUGCUGGGGAGUACUGGCUCGGUCUUGAGAAUCUCUACCAGCUGACUCUGAACCGCCCGUCCGAGCUGCUGGUCCAGAUGGAGGACUUCCAGGGAAACAGAGCGUUCGCUCGGUACACGUCCUUCUCCGUGGGGCCAUGUGAUGGGUUCAUACUGACGGUGUCUGGCUUCAUCAACGGAGGAGCAGGAGACUCCCUGACUGGUCAUCACAACGGAAUGAAGUUCUCCACCUUCGACAAAGACCAGGAUGCCGCUUCCGUGAACUGUGCCAGAUCACACCUGGGUGGGUUCUGGUACAACGCCUGUUACCAUGCAAAUCCCAACGGUGUCUAUCGCUGGGGGGCUGACGGGACUAUCUAUGCUGUUGGAGUGGAUUGGUCCACCUGGAAAGGUUAUGACUACUCCCUGAAGUUCAUCAGCAUGAUGGUCCGUCCCGUGCUGUAGGUCUCCAGGACCAACGUCCAGCAGAACAUCACCUCAUCUCUUCUCAUCUCUUUCUCUUUCUUUCAUUAAGCAUUUAAUCAACAACAGGUUUUCUUUUCCUGAAACUGGACCCAGAACAAGAAAGCCAGCUGAUGGUAAAUCUUGU
Molecule: messenger RNA, 965 nt
Organism: Etheostoma spectabile (orangethroat darter)
Lineage: Eukaryota; Metazoa; Chordata; Actinopteri; Perciformes; Percidae
Product: microfibril-associated glycoprotein 4-like
Exons: 7
Coding region: 77-820 (247 amino acids)
Biological process (GO): blood coagulation
Source: RefSeq, a predicted model, not a curated record